GUCAGAGCAUUGGGACUGCCCCGAACAAAGAUGGCGGGAGAAGCCUCGGUGAGGGCAGACUGAUUCGAACAGCAGAAUCCCAGGCGGUUAGCCCAGGCAGUGGUAGCGGUGUGGCCCGGACCAUGGAGGAGGGCGGCAGCACUGGCGGCGGUGGCAGCGACAGUAGCACUAGCGGGAGUGGCGGGGCGCAGCAAAGGGAGCUGGAGCGCAUGGCUGAAGUCCUGGUCACUGGAGAACAGUUACGACUCAGGCUGCAUGAAGAAAAGGUCAUUAAAGAUAGACGACAUCAUCUCAAAACCUACCCAAACUGUUUUGUUGCAAAAGAAUUGAUUGACUGGCUGAUUGAACACAAAGAGGCUUCCGAUAGAGAGACGGCAAUUAAGCUCAUGCAGAAAUUAGCAGACCGGGGCAUUAUUCAUCAUGUGUGUGACGAGCAUAAGGAGUUCAAGGAUGUCAAACUCUUCUACCGCUUUAGAAAGGACGAUGGCACCUUCCCGCUGGAUAAUGAGGUGAAGGCGUUCAUGCGAGGACAGAGGCUGUAUGAGAAGCUGAUGGCCCCGGAAAACACACUCUUACAACCCAGGGAAGAAGAAGGAGUCAAGUAUGAGCGUACCUUCAUGGCAUCUGAAUUCCUGGAUUGGCUGGUUCAGGAAGGUGAGGCCACCACAAGAAAAGAGGCUGAGCAGCUUUGCCACCGGCUUAUGGAGCAUGGCAUCAUACAACAUGUGUCCAACAAGCACCCGUUUGUGGACAGCAAUCUUCUCUACCAGUUCAGAAUGAACUUCCGUCGGAGGAGAAGACUGAUGGAGCUUCUCAAUGAAAAGUCCCCCUCCUCCCAGGAGGCUCAUGACAGCCCCUUCUGCCUGAGGAAGCAGAGCCAUGACAAUCGGAAAUCUACCAGCUUCAUGUCAGUCAGCCCCAGCAAGGAGAUCAAGAUCGUGUCUGCAGUGCGGAGGAGCAGCAUGAGCAGCUGUGGCAGCAGCGGCUACUUUAGUAGCAGCCCCACCCUCAGCAGCAGCCCCCCUGUGCUCUGCAACCCCAAGUCUGUGCUCAAGAGGCCAGUCACUUCUGAGGAGCUCCUGACUCCUGGAGCACCGUACGCGAGGAAGACAUUCACGAUUGUUGGCGAUGCGGUUGGCUGGGGCUUUGUGGUACGAGGAAGUAAGCCAUGCCACAUCCAGGCUGUGGACCCCAGUGGCCCUGCAGCGGCAGCAGGAAUGAAGGUCUGUCAGUUCGUCGUCUCUGUCAAUGGGCUCAAUGUGCUGCACGUAGACUACCGGACCGUGAGCAAUCUGAUUCUGACAGGCCCACGGACAAUUGUCAUGGAAGUCAUGGAGGAGUUAGAGUGCUGAGCAGCUGUCCCUUCAGGCCUCCGGUGGCCCAUGGGUGACCAGAGUGACACAAUAACACAAUGACAACACUUCAUGCGAAUGGAUGGCUUUGGACAUAGGAAAUUUUUCUUUGUGCAUACACAUCCUAAAAUUGAGUUUCAUACACUGUUUGAAUGUGGAAGAACCGGGUAACACAUCUUUUAAAAAGUCAAUGUGGAAAACAUUUGGGAACUAGAGUUUUCCUACAUGAUGGAAUUGCCUUAUUAGAUUUCUAGGUAUAGUUCUCAUUCAUCGUUUUUUUAAAUCUUAGUUUGCAGAAAGUUGUUAAAAUGUUUUUCUACCCAGAAUAGCAACAUGCUAAAAUUCCCCUUUUAGGAGUCAUUAGUUGUUACAGACUUUAAAUUGUACUUU
Marmota flaviventris (yellow-bellied marmot) is the source of this 1742-nucleotide messenger RNA. RefSeq names its product DEP domain containing MTOR interacting protein (gene Deptor). Gene Ontology annotation, molecular function: GTPase activator activity; guanyl-nucleotide exchange factor activity; protein binding. Gene Ontology annotation, cellular component: plasma membrane. NCBI's taxonomy places the organism in Eukaryota, Metazoa, Chordata, Mammalia, Rodentia, Sciuridae. Gene Ontology annotation, biological process: negative regulation of TOR signaling; positive regulation of GTPase activity; intracellular signal transduction. The record is from RefSeq and is a predicted model, not a curated record.